Drosophila obscura is the source of this 1182-nucleotide messenger RNA. RefSeq lists its product as uncharacterized. Gene Ontology annotation, biological process: protein insertion into mitochondrial inner membrane from matrix; inner mitochondrial membrane organization. Gene Ontology annotation, molecular function: ribosome binding. Gene Ontology annotation, cellular component: mitochondrial inner membrane. The coding region runs from base 121 to 1104 and encodes 327 amino acids. The record is from RefSeq and is a predicted model, not a curated record. The transcript has a single exon. NCBI's taxonomy places the organism in Eukaryota, Metazoa, Arthropoda, Insecta, Diptera, Drosophilidae.
UUCACAUUUUUCUCAAUAUAUCGGCGGGGAAACUUCAAAUUCUAUUACGGAAAUUAAUUUCAAAACUUGUGCUGUCUCUUGGGGGCACACAUACAAAAUUGCAGAAAAAAUGCCCAGAAGAUGUUAACCAAAAUUAUACGUAAAUAUGGCAGCGUGUAUCUGAAGCACGGGUGUCCUCCUCCUCCCUAUUCCUAUGGGGCGCCACACCGUCCACUGCACAAUUGGGACCAACAGAAUGCGGCGCACGAACAGCGUAAGAAGGCCAUACCAAAGCUGGUGUAUCUGCACAAUCCGUGGAAGUAUCUGAUGACAAAAUUCAAUCUGUGGAAACUCAAGUGGCUGUGGGAUCCGAAAUUCUGUGAAUCGGAUUUCAUCGAGGGGUCCAAGCAGGCGGCCGUCGUCAUGACGGACAUCAUUCGGCAGCAGAGCUCCGAGAAGAUCAGCGAUUAUACAACGCCGGUGGGCUUCCAGCAGAUCACCCGCGACAUGCUGCUCUCCCGCGACGACAGUCGGCUGCAGUUGGUCCGCUUCCAGAAGGAGCACCUGCGCCGUGCCAUUCCCAUGAAGGUGGCUCGACGCCAGAACUUUGGGCGGAAGUAUGCCUUCAUCGAUAUGCUGUUUGUGGGGCUGCGCAACACCAAGGACUUUGACUCCACCUCGGAGGUGGUGGAGGUGAACGAGAUCAUCCGGCGGAUGGACAACGAGCUGAGGACUCCUCGCGAAGCGCUGUCCGUGCCGCAUCGCAUUGUCUUUGCCGAGAUCUUCAUACGAUUUCGGCGGGACUACACCGCGGAGGCCAGGCACAGCCUAGAGGCAAAGCAUCAGAUGGCGCCACCGGGCUACCCCUUUACACAUCAGUUCAAUGCGCCAUUCUCGCCCCAGGCAGCGCUCUCCAAAGCUCUCGAUCCACAAUCACAGAUCACGCAACCACCAACAGCGGAAACGAUGGCGACGAGAUCCACCCAGAAUCCGGCUACGGCACCGCUGCCCCAGACGGGCCGCAUUCUGCCGCGCAUGGACGAUCCCGGCUGGUCGGUGUCCUUCUACAAGAUCCUUACCUUCGAUGUCCUCAACUACGAUCCCGAGCGCAAGGCAAAACGCUAGCCAAUUAAAACGGAAUGUCACUUAUUGUAAAGGGUUUCUCCCGGUGUAGCUUGAAUAAAGCCCGUUGCUAAAAGCUAA